Mobula hypostoma (lesser devil ray) is the source of this 1089-nucleotide messenger RNA. RefSeq names its product probable G-protein coupled receptor 139. Bases 1 to 1089 code for a protein of 362 amino acids. The record is from RefSeq and is a predicted model, not a curated record. Gene Ontology annotation, cellular component: plasma membrane. The transcript is spliced from 3 exons. Gene Ontology annotation, molecular function: G protein-coupled receptor activity. Gene Ontology annotation, biological process: phospholipase C-activating G protein-coupled receptor signaling pathway. Lineage: Eukaryota; Metazoa; Chordata; Chondrichthyes; Myliobatiformes; Myliobatidae.
AUGAAGCCGGUGUUCCAUGAAUACUGCAAGUCGUUCAUUCGAUACAUACGGAGGAAGACGCUGUCUACGAGGACCACUCCGUUGUCUCCCUUGCAGAGUGUCGGACCCCUUGAACUGAAAAUGGGAUAUCCGGCAAUUUACUACACCGCGAGUAUUUACUAUCCUGUACUAGCAGCGAUUGGUAUCCCGGUUAAUUUAGUGGCGAUUGUGAUCCUGUCUCUGGGAAACUGCGGACUCUCCAAAUGCAUCUCCCGUUACCUGGUGGGAAUGGCAGCAGCUGAUUUACUGGGUGUUAUUAUUGCUGUUGUACUCUCUGAAAUCAAUAAUAUUUAUGUUUAUGCCCGUUCUUUGCUCAUUACACCGAUUUGCGCCGUGACGCUUGUACUGAGGCUCGCAACCAUGGACUAUUCUGUUUGGCUCACGGUGGCUUUCACGUUCGAUCGCUGUAUUGCAAUCUGCAGUCAGACGCUGAGGGAAAGGUACUGCAGCGAGAGGACAGCCACUAUUGUGAUAUUAAUUGUGGGUUUAGGGUGUUGUGCGAAGUAUGUCCCAUUCUACUUCGCUGUAGAACCUUACUGUAUCAUUGAUAACAUACCCUGGCGAUGCAUUUUCGGAAUGGAUUACUUCACUUUACCAGCGUGGAAAGCAUACCAAUUGUUUAACACUAUCACCGCACCUUUAUUACCGAUCGGCUUGAUUCUGCUUUUUAAUGCUUUAACAGUCAGUCAUAUUAUCGCGGCAAACAGAGUUCGCCGUGGGCUCCGGAACAGCAGAGAGAAAAAGAAUGAUCCAGAGGCGGAGAACCGGAGAAAGUCAAUAAUGUUGUUGUUCGCUCUAUCAGCCAAUUUCAUAUUGUUGUGGAUCCCCUAUAUUGUAUAUACUAUGAACUGGCAAGUUCAGAAUUACUCUUACGCAGACAGAUAUUUGAAUACCUCGAAAUAUAUCCUGCAACAGUCGGGGAUCAUGUUGCAAUAUCUCUGUACCUGCACCAACACGUGUAUCUACACUCUGUCUCAGAGGAAAUUCAGGGAGGAGCUGAAGGGUGAAGUCAAACGUCUGGUUACGUUAUAUGGCCGCCUCUGUAGCUAA